Molecule: messenger RNA, 623 nt
Organism: Carassius gibelio (silver crucian carp)
Lineage: Eukaryota; Metazoa; Chordata; Actinopteri; Cypriniformes; Cyprinidae
Gene: upk2
Exons: 5
Coding region: 86-568 (160 amino acids)
Source: RefSeq, a predicted model, not a curated record
GUUUUAGCUGUACUGUUAUUUCCCAUCCCACAGUUUCAUCCAGAGCAUUCUGAGUUGUACACACAUCUGGACUCUACAGGACAACAUGCUGAAUCUUCUUUUCAUCCUGGGGAUCUUGUGUCCCUUAAACUUGGCAGAAAUAGAAAUUCGACUGCUGGAUCCUAAAAUAGAUGGUGUGCUGGCGAGUCGGUUCCCAAACUCUUUUCUGCUGGGUCUGCCAGACUGCAGCGUUUAUGGAAACAAGUCCGCCGAGCUGCUGUACACAGAACUGCCGUCCAAUGAAAACAAAACAAAGAGUUUCAUCGUCCCAUCUUGUUCUGUCACUCGGCUGGGGUUGCUUCUGCAAAACCUAAAAAAUGGCACAACAUACAACAUGCAGUACAAAAUUGCAGGCUCAAAUGAUACAAGUGCAAACUUGACUAUGGCGACUACCAAUGUCAUUGAUUUCCAGCAGAUAGACAGUGGUCUUCCAGCGCGCAGUGGAGCCAUGGUGGUCAUCACCGUCAUUCUGUCUGUGGCUAUGGCGGCCCUCCUCAUCGGCCUCAUUGUUGUCCUCUUUUCCAGCUAGCCUGAACAUGAUGCACUUCAACACUAUAAAAAAAUUAUAAUAUAGAUACAUUUCA